AUCUCAGGUAACGCGAAACUAUCGCAAGGUGUUGCUCUUAAAAUCACCCGAAACAAACUUCAAAACAAUCAAAUCACUUUUUUAUAUUUACUUCUGGUCAUUCAUUUCGGCUUUUUCCUGGACCAAACAAGACCUUUGAAAUCUCCAUGGAAUAGCGCAACACCCCCAUUCAAAAGAGAAAAGUGAAACAAACAUGAGGGAGAAGAUGACAGUCUUAUUUUUCAUUACAUGUCUCGGUUUUGUUCAAGAUUUGGUUGUUUGCAGUGACUAUGGCGAGAGUGGACAAGAAAUCACACUGAAGCCCAAUAUUCGGGGGAAACCUCAGGAAAUUCUGUGGAAACACAACGGCAACAUGAUUGUGGAGUAUGAUGAGAGUGAAAUGAUGGAGUACGGAUCAUUUAAAGGUCGUGUAAUUCUUGAUUUUGAAACAGGACAGCUUACAAUAAGAAAUUUAAACAUCCAUGACAGUGGCCAGUUUCAGUCUGAAAUUCUGAUCAAUGGAAAGAUUCAAUCCUUUGGACAAAAUGUGACGGUUUUGGAUCUUCUGUCAGAGCCCAAAGUGACGUGUGAAGAGGACAAGACUUUAAAAACACUGCUGUGUUCAGUGGAAUCUCAGACUCAGACGAGCUAUGAAUGGAACGGGCCGAAUCUCGCUGGCCAUCAGGGUCCAAAACUUCUUGUUGAUCAAGAUGAAGUGGAUGUGGACUCCGUGUACACCUGUACUGUAAAGAAUCAAGCGAAGAGCAAGAGUACAGACUUCACCCUCACAGACUGUCACUCAGGCAGAUCAAGGGCAGUGGUUCUCGCUCCGGUCCUGACAAUAACCAUUUUUGUCAUAGUUUUUCUGCUCAUUUUGCUCGCAUUGUUCAUCAUCAGACAUAAAAAAGAAACGCCAAAGAGAUCUGUCAACAAAAUGGACCCUGAAUACGGUGAACACCUUCUGCCAGCUUACCCAACAGAGGCUAUGGCAGGUUCAUCAGAUGCCACGCUCCCGUGUCACACCAGACUAACAUCUCCAAAAGAAUCCAUCGCUGUCAGAAACUGGGAUCAGAUUUACGAGGAUACAACUGAUAUGAAUAAAGAUACACACGUGAAAGAGAAAAACAGUUUACAGGAGAAACAUGCAAACAGACCCACUCACAUACUGAGUGAGAGAGAGAUCAUUUAUCACAGUGCAGAGUGUCAAAAUAAAAUUAGAGAACUAGACAAAGAUGACAACAACCCACAUUCACCUGAAGCAGAAGAAAUGAUUAACAUCUCACCUGAGGAAACAGAGAAAUCUUCACAAGAUGAGUUCAGGGAUUUGUCUGAGAAAGAGGAGAAAAAUGAAAAAGACGAAGAGUCACCAGAAAAUCAGAAGCAGAAAACUGAAGAUGUGACUCAUAAUGAAGAUGAACAAACAGCAGAAGAGCUUAAAACAGAAGAGAGAAAAGAAGAGCACAGAACAGAAGAAGACCAGAGAACAGAGGAGAGUAAUGAAGAGCUGAAAACAGAAGAGAGAAAAGAAGAGCAGAAAACAGAGGAGAGUAAAGAAGAAGACCAAAGAACAGAGGAGAGUAAUGAAGAGCUGAAAACAGAGGAAGAUCAAAGAACAGAGGAGAGUAAUGAAGACCAGAGAACAGAGGAGAGUAAUGAAGAGCUGAAAACAGAGGAAGAUCAAAGAACAGAGGAGAGUAAUGAAGACCAAAGAACAGAGGAGAGUAAUGAAGAGCUGAAAACAGAGGAAGAUCAAAGAACAGAGGAGAGUAAUGAAGACCAAAGAACAGAGGAGAGUAAUGAAGAGCUGAAAACAGAGGAAGAUCAAAGAACAGAGGAGAGUAAUGAAGACCAAAGAACAGAGGAGAGUAAUGAAGAGCUGAAAACAGAGGAAGAUCAAAGAACAGAGGAGAGUAAUGAAGACCAAAGAACAGAGGAGAGUAAUGAAGAGCUGAAAACAGAGGAAGAUCAAAGAACAGAGGAGAGUAAUGAAGACCAAAGAACAGAGGAGAGUAAUGAAGAGCUGAAAACAGAGGAAGAUCAAAGAACAGAGGAGAGUAAUGAAGACCAAAGAACAGAGGAGAGUAAUGAAGAGCUGAAAACAGAGGAAGAUCAAAGAACAGAGGAGAGUAAUGAAGACCAAAGAACAGAGGAGAGUAAUGAAGAGCUGAAAACAGAGGAAGAUCAAAGAACAGAGGAGAGUAAUGAAGAGCUGAAAACAGAGGAAGAUCAGAAAACAGAGGAGAGUAAUGAAGAGCUGAAAACAGAGGAAGAUCAAAGAACAGAGGAGAGUAAUGAAGACCAAAGAACAGAGGAGAGUAAUGAAGACCAAAGAACAGAGGAGAGUAAUGAAGAAGAUCAAAGAACAGAGGAGAGAACAGAAGAGCAGAAAACAGAAGAGAGAACAGAAGAAGACCAAAGAAACAAACAUUCGGAAGAGAAAGUGAUGAGAACACAGACAAUUUCUGUUAAAGAAUGAGAAAACAGACAGAGAAAGACUGUUGUCUCUCAGAAGAUGUGGAGGAGAAUGAUAGUGUGGAGAUGAAGCAACAAGAUACUGAAGACCGAAAAGAAACACACCACAGAUGAACACAAUCACAACACGUCUCAAUGAGAUGAACACAACUGACAAUAAACAACACUUCUACAGCAUUUAUUGACAAUGGUACAAAAUACAAAUACAGGUCUUCAUUGAUCCGUCUGGUUAACAGAUACAGAUCAAUGUUGAAACUAUAACAUUAACUAAGAUGAAUAUAUGCUGUGUAAGUACGGUUCAUUGUUAAGCCCUGUACAGUAGUCACAAAACCUUUUUGUAUUGCCAUUUUAAUGAUCAAAUAAAACUAAAACCUGACAUAAGAAACAGGUCAUUGAUUAAAUCAUGCAAACAUUUACAGUAGAGAUUUAAUGAUGACAAUGCAAACACAUCUGUUGUGUUAUAUACAAAGGUUGGGAAAUACACCAGGGCCCGUAUUCACAAAACAUUUGAUCUCAACACCAAGAGCUCUCCUAACAGCAGUGAAAGUUUUUAGUUCAGAGUUUCCACUUCAAACCUCUUCACAACGCUGCUGAGAGCAACUUUGACUGAGGAACAGAAAGAAAUGUUAAGCUAAGAGAAAGGGCGGGGUUGACCUCGUUGCUAUGGAUGAUGUCAGCAAGCUCACUGACUAUGACCACAGUGAUUGGCUGAUAGAGGAUGGGUCUCUGUCAGUCAUUUAAUCACAGAAAUAUUAUAGAAUAAGGUCCCAUGCUGACAUGUUUAAAUUAAGAUCUUAAAAUAAAAAUGUUGUCAUAUUCAAAUAAAAUAUUUUAAUAUAUAAUUA
Molecule: messenger RNA, 3296 nt
Organism: Triplophysa rosa
Lineage: Eukaryota; Metazoa; Chordata; Actinopteri; Cypriniformes; Nemacheilidae
Gene: cd58
Product: CD58 molecule
Exons: 7
Coding region: 194-2455 (753 amino acids)
Source: RefSeq, a predicted model, not a curated record